AUUUCAAAUCUCCAAACGCCAACUACACAACCACAAACCCACUAACCCUUCUUCUUCUCUCUCUCUCUCUCUCUCUAACUCAAACUUCUCUCACUUUAUUAUCACACUUCAUUCAAUUCCAACACACUAUCAGAAGAAUUAUCGUCACAUUCUCUCUAUACACUCAUGGGUGCCUCUGGAAAAUGGGUCAAAGCACUAAUCGGAUUCAAGAAACCUGACAAGGAUGAACAUGGGAAGGAAGGAGGUAAGAGUAAGAAGUGGAGGUUAUGGAGAAGUUCAUCAGGAGAUAAUGGUUCAUGGAAAGGUUUGAAAGGAAACCACCAUAAAGCAGUUUCUGAAUGCUCUGAAUCUCCAACCGCAGCAGAAGCUUUCACCGCCGCAGUAGCAACCGUCGUUAGAGCUCAACCUAAGGAUUUUAGACUUGUUAGGCAAGAAUGGGCUGCUAUUCGAAUUCAAACUACUUUCCGCGCUUUCUUGGCACGAAGGGCUUUGAGGGCUUUGAAGGCAGUGGUGAGGAUCCAAGCUCUUGUCCGGGGUAGACAAGUGAGGAAGCAAGCUGCAGUGACAUUGAGAUGCAUGCAGGCCUUAGUUCGUGUUCAAGCUCGAGUAAGAGCUCGUCGUGUGAGGAUGUCUAUGGAAGGACAAGCCGUACAGAACAUGCUCAAUGAGCGGCGCAGCAAGCUUGAACUUUUGAAGGAAGCAGAGGAAGGGUGGUGUGAUAGCAUAGGAACAUUGGAAGAUGUUAAAUCAAAAUUACAAAUGAGGCAAGAAGGAGCUUUCAAAAGAGAGAGGGCAAUUGCAUACUCUCUUGCACAGAAGCAGCAAUGCAGGCCAACCUCAAGCACUAAUUUGCGAACAAAUGCCUCGUUUUCGUCUCUCAAGAAUCACGAGAUGAACAAAGCUAAUGGGGGAUGGAGUUGGUUGGAAAGAUGGAUGGCAGCCAAGCCUUGGGAGACUAGGUUGAUGGAACAACAAUCUCACGCUGAAAGCUUAGAUAAAACCCCCCCACCACCUCCAAAGAAAUUUGUGGAAUCCAUUGUAAGCUCUAAUUCAAAACCGUGCUCAGUCAAAAUCAAGAAGAAUAACGUCACAACCAGGAUUUCUGCUAAACCUCCUCCACACAUUGGACAAGCUACUCGUUCGUCCUCGAGUCCAAGUUCCGAGUUUCGGUAUGAUGAGAGUUCUGCAUCAUCUUCUAUUUGUACAUCCACAACACCAAUAUCAGUGAACACUUGUGAAAGGACUGAGGAUAGUAGUAACUACACUAGGCCAAGUUACAUGAAUCUGACUCAGUCAACCAAGGCAAAGUUGAAAACGGGAAAUCAAAUGUAUAACCGAGCUCAAAGGCAACAAUCAAUGGAUGAAUUUCAAUUUAUGAAGAGGGCUGCAGUUUUUUCUAAUGGAGAUUCUAAAAGCAUUGCUGCUUCUGAUCAUUCACUCAACUUUUCUAGGCCACUUCACCUACCAACUCACUUGGACAAGAGUUCGGUGAGGCCACGGUGAGAGACAGGAGAAAUCAUAGCAGCCAGCUCCAUGGAUGCUCAACAUCUCUGUAUUUGGUUUUCCAAGAAGUUCAACAUCUUGUUGGUCAUUGUAUUUUAAUCUUGAAUUAGAACUAGAAGUAGUUUAUGUCCUUGGAUAUUACUUGUUAGGGGGUCUCCAUUUGUAAAAUUGUUCAUUUGUGGGAAUUGAUAAUACUCAAUCUGGAGAGUUUAACUGGAUGAAUUUGUCAAUUUAUGGGAAAACCCUAUUUUGUCAA
Molecule: messenger RNA, 1759 nt
Organism: Cicer arietinum (chickpea)
Lineage: Eukaryota; Viridiplantae; Streptophyta; Magnoliopsida; Fabales; Fabaceae
Product: protein IQ-DOMAIN 6
Molecular function (GO): protein binding
Source: RefSeq, a predicted model, not a curated record